Molecule: messenger RNA, 532 nt
Organism: Cynara cardunculus var. scolymus (artichoke)
Lineage: Eukaryota; Viridiplantae; Streptophyta; Magnoliopsida; Asterales; Asteraceae
Product: protein DELETION OF SUV3 SUPPRESSOR 1(I)-like
Exons: 3
Coding region: 132-359 (75 amino acids)
Biological process (GO): mRNA export from nucleus; proteasome assembly; double-strand break repair via homologous recombination
Cellular component (GO): proteasome regulatory particle, lid subcomplex; proteasome complex
Source: RefSeq, a predicted model, not a curated record
GGCUUUCUCCUUUUCUUGCUGCUCAAUCAAUCGUAGAUUCGUCAAGAACGCUUCAUUCUUCGCGAGUCUUCGCAAUUCUAAUCAAACUGGAAGUUUUCUUCUGAAUCCUUGUGUUUAUACUUGAGGCAAAUAUGGCGACAAUGGAGCAACCAAAAGCAGCAGCUGAAGAAGCUAAGAUUGAUCUGUUCGAAGAUGACGACGAGUUUGAAGAGUUUGAAAUCGAUCAAGAUUGGGAUGCCAAGGAGGAAGGGAAAGAAGUAACCCAACAGUGGGAAGAUGAUUGGGAUGACGAUGAUGUGAAUGACGACUUCUCUCUGCAGCUGAGGAAAGAACUCGAAAGCAACACCGAUAACAAGUAAGUGAAAUCUAGAAAUGUAGCGUUGUUUUCAUAUUUGAGACAGAUUGCUUGUUAGCCAACGUAUGCCAAGAUUUAAUACCUUGGAGUUCAGUUCCAUGUCAAAUGAAUGUAUAACUACCCUUGUCGACAGUUUUUAAAAUGCGUUAUGUGAUGAUGAAUUCACUUGUCAAAAAA